Messenger RNA from Bacidia gigantensis, 3030 nucleotides. RefSeq lists its product as uncharacterized. The record is from RefSeq and is a predicted model, not a curated record. Gene Ontology annotation, biological process: mRNA splice site recognition. Gene Ontology annotation, cellular component: cytosol. The transcript has 7 exons. Gene Ontology annotation, molecular function: mRNA binding. The coding region runs from base 1 to 3030 and encodes 1009 amino acids. Lineage: Eukaryota; Fungi; Ascomycota; Lecanoromycetes; Lecanorales; Ramalinaceae.
AUGAGCUUCCAAAAUUACGAAAAUUUUCCGAGCCAGCAGGGUGGUCCAGAUCCUGGUGUCGCAGCCGGCGGACCUCCUCCUCAACAGGAGCAGAUACCUGGAAGCGCUGGUGGUCAAUAUGAGAGCUCCGGAAACGGGCAGCCCUCGUCUUCAGGUGGCCAACCACAAGAUGGGGAAGCGAAGACGACACUUUGGAUGGGUGAACUUGAGCCUUGGAUGGAUGAAAACUUUAUUCGCACAGUUUGGUACAACAUGGGUGAGAGUGUAAACGUAAAAAUGAUUCGAGACAAAUUUUCUGGCAACGCCGGCUACUGUUUUGUCGAUUUCGCAACUCCUGCCGCUGCAGCUAAAGGACUGACCUUGAAUGGUUCUGUCAUACCCAACUCUCAGCGCCCUUUCAAACUAAAUUGGGCUUCUGGAGGAGGUCUCGCUGAUCGAAGCAACGACCGCGGACCGGAGCACUCUAUCUUCGUUGGCGACCUAGGUCCGGAAGUGAAUGAAUAUGUACUAGUUUCGCUUUUCCAAAAUCGAUUCCCGUCCUGCAAAUCUGCGAAAAUAAUGACCGACCCCAUCAGCGGUAUGUCCCGUGGCUAUGGGUUUGUGCGAUUUUCCGAUGAAAACGAUCAACAGCGAGCUCUGUCCGAAAUGCAAGGCGUAUAUUGUGGAAACCGUCCCAUGCGCAUCUCAACUGCAACGCCAAAGAACAAGCCUGGCGGUGGAGCACUUGGACCUAUGCAACAAGGUGGAGGCGGCCCUGGAGGACCGCCAGGACCACAGAUGGGCGGGAUGGGCGGAUACCCACAGAUGGGCCAGCCUGCUCUUGGAUUCUAUAAUCAGCCGCAACCUAUGAAUCAGUUUACCGAUCCCAACAACACUACUGUCUUCGUUGGCGGCUUGUCAGGGUAUGUCACAGAAGACGAGCUUCGCUCAUUCUUCCAAGGCUUUGGCGAGAUCACAUAUGUCAAGAUUCCGCCUGGAAAGGGUUGUGGUUUCGUGCAAUUUGUACAACGACAUGCUGCCGAGAUGGCCAUCAACCAGAUGCAGGGCUACCCCAUCGGCAAUUCUCGUGUACGCCUCUCGUGGGGUCGCAGUCAAAACAAUUCCGGACCAGCAGGCACUCCCUAUCGACCCGCACCACCACCUCCGGUGUUCCCUUCCAUGGGCAUGCCACCUCAACACCCCUAUGGUAAUUUCGCGCCCAUGAAGUCGUUGAAUAUCGAAGUCUUCGCUAACGAUGGCACGCAAUCUAGCCCCUACGCAGCCCACACCCAUCCACCUGAGAAUGCCAACAAUGUUCCACAAGGCCCGCCUGGAGCUCUUUCUCCAGACGUUCCAGGUCCUGCUGAUGCGCUUCCGAUCAAUACCACCUUAACUUUGAUAGGCGACAAAAACGGCAAGACUGAUCAAUUGCGUUUCCCAGCAUUCCAUGUGCAAAUGCUUCAGCAAACCUGGAUCGACCCCUCGGAACCUAUGGGAAGGAUCAAGCUGAUAAUUUCAGAAGGGCUGCAGUCGUUCGGGACUUUAGAGUUCAAGAAGAAGAGAAAUGUGGCUAUGUUCUCGUUUCAGCAUGCCCCUUUAGCACUUCUUGAGGAUGUUGGAAUUGCCUGGCCAAAUCCAGGCAUGUGGUAUCAGAGCAUGCCACAUCCCGAGGACUAUAUCUCGCCAACAAAGAUGCAAGUCACGGAUCCUACCAUACAUGCCCAUUCUCCUCGUCGAGACAAUGUGAAAAUUGUUCCCCUACCAACCCUUUCAAGUGCUUCACAGCGAGGGCAACCAAACACUACCGUCGAUGUUUCUAUUAGGAAUGUUGCAGGUACACGACCAAAAGACUCGUUAACUCGCCCUGGGGCACACAUGCCGGAUCCUUUCAUAGACGAGCCGAAGACUUAUGGACCAAAGCUGUUGUCAUUCUCUGAUGGAAUUCGUACUCUUCAGAACGCCCAUGCAAAUUAUGCGGGCUUCAAUGCGAUCAACCGUAAUGCAGCCUCAUCAAGUUCACAUGAUGUGUCGAUGCCAGAUUAUUCGCGAUCACACUCGCCAAAUGAAACGAGCGAGGCUUCUCGCAUACCGUCGCACGCCAGCACUGCCUUGCAUCACCAGAUUCAGACCUCGUAUCCUACAUCUAUUAACAGUCAAGCUGGUAGCCGUUCGCUUUCCGAGUGGGAGCAUGCUCUGGCCGGUCUUGGGCCUGUGCCGGAUUCUGCUUCGCACAAGAUCAGUCAAGUUGCGGAACAAAACACCAUCAUUGAAAAACUGACGGGUAAAGAAAGCCUCUCAAAGGCACCAAUUGGCCGUGAGGUUGCCACUCAGCCACCUGGAGUGGCGACAAAUGAAUCAAGCCCAGAGAGGAUCAUCACAGGAGGAAUUCUAGCGCCUGCUAAUACAAGAGCUGGCAGCGUGGCUGACACUCCACCCGGUGCUAGGCGAUCAUCGGCUUCCAAGCAAGCCAGAGAUGCUUCAUAUAGCGGCAAGCAGCGUGUGACGUCUAUCACAACGAAAGAAGAUCUUGCAUCGUCGAAAUAUUCCAUACCCCGAGAAUCGAAAAAACUUAGUAAAGGCUCACGGAAAUCAGCACAGGGAGUACUAGAACAUACCGAGGAGCUAGCGACCGCAGAAGAGAACGCCCAUCAGAGAAGUUACUCAAGUGAGAUGCCAUCUAACGGCAUUCGAAGCAAGAAAGAGGGUAAAGCUAUGAAUUCUAUGACUAUCGAGAUGGACGCUCCCCCAAAACGUCAACAUAGCCUUUCUCAAACCUUAGCCCUUGGUCACGACAAAGAGAAUCUUACUGUUGAGGACUCAGCCAUUCUGCCGGCUGGGGACUUAAAACGAAGGCGGCUUACUCCGGCAAACGAGCGAGAGAAAGGCUGUUUCUCCAAAAUGGGUAUUAGCAGUGGUAACAGAGCAGCUGGAGUGGAUUCUCUCGAGAGCAGCAAGUCAAGUUCGCCGGUAAAGCACAAUGAUGUGGACUACCUAACAACGGAAGGCGUGAUGACACGGGCUUUUGCUGGAUCCUUCGACAGUAACCUUUGA